UCUUGUCAGUGGGUGUGUGCGCCGCGCGCCGUUUGCGUGUCCUGCUGGCAGGAUGAAAGUGGUCGUGGCACAGCAGUGAUGUAGUAGCGGAGCUCGCAGAGACUCCGCGACCAACCGUCUGUCACUUUCGCUGGGGAUCAUCAUCUGUCCGACGUUAACGCGCGAGGGGAAAGACUGGAUGCGUUUCCUUGCGCAGUUACACCGAGUGAAUGUGCCGCGCAAUGCGACCAAGAACAGCUGACUGUGGAGGAUAUAUUCUUGCCCCAAAACGGGUUUGUUGGAGUAGCUAGUGCUAGCGCAGAGCUAACGACUGUGCUGGCUGUUUGGAACGACAACGGCGAGGAUGCUUCGGUGGAUACGACAGCAGUUGGGCUUUGACCCCCCUCAUCAGAGUGACACCAGGACAGUUUAUGUAGCAAACCGAUUUCCCCAGAAUGGCCACUACAUACCACAGCGCUUUGCAGACAACAGAAUCAUCUCAUCUAAGUACACUGUUUGGAAUUUUGUUCCCAAGAACAUGUUUGAGCAGUUCAGAAGAAUAGCAAACUUCUAUUUUCUAAUUAUUUUCCUUGUGCAGUUAAUGAUAGAUACUCCAACCUCACCAAUCACCAGUGGGCUCCCGCUCUUCUUUGUGAUCACAGUUACGGCUAUAAAACAGGGCUACGAGGACUGGUUGAGGCACAAGGCAGAUAAUGAAGUGAAUGGAGCUCCAGUGUUUGUGGUUCGAAGUGGAAGUCUGGUCCAAACGAGAUCUAAAAACAUCAGGGUGGGAGACAUUGUUCGUGUGGCGAAAGAUGAAACGUUUCCAGUUGACUUGGUGCUGCUGUCAUCGGAUCGUGCAGACGGGACUUGUCACAUCACCACAGCCAGCCUCGAUGGAGAGACCAACCUCAAAACUCACUUCUCUGUGCCAGAGACAUCAGUGUGUCAGUCAGUGUCCCAACUGGAGGCUCUGCAGGCUGUGGUUGAGUGUCAGCAGCCAGAAGCCGACCUCUACAGAUUCGUAGGCCGCAUCACUGUGAUUCAACAUGGGGAAGAAAUUGUCAGACCAUUGGGUCCGGAGAACUUGCUGCUGCGAGGAGCCAGGCUGAAAAAUACGAAAGAGAUUUUUGGUGUGGCAGUUUACACAGGAAUGGAAUCCAAGAUGGCCCUCAACUAUAAAUGCAAGUCCCAGAAACGCUCUGCAGUCGAGAAGUCAAUGAAUACUUUUCUUAUCAUCUACCUGGUCAUCCUGCUGUUUGAGGCGAUCCUCAGUACCAUCCUAAAGUAUGCUUGGCAGGCUGAGGAGAAAUGGAAUGAGCCAUUCUACAACCAGAAAACUGAACAAGAGAGAAACAGCAGUCCGAUUCUGAAGUUUAUAUCUGACUUUCUGGCAUUUCUGGUCCUCUAUAACUUUAUCAUUCCCAUCUCGCUCUACGUUACCGUGGAGAUGCAGAAGUUCUUGGGGUCCUUUUUCAUUGGCUGGGAUUUAGAUUUGUACCAUGAAGAAUCGGAUCAAAAAGCUCAAGUCAACACGUCUGACCUGAAUGAAGAGUUGGGACAGGUAGAGUACGUGUUUACUGACAAAACGGGCACACUAACAGAAAAUGAAAUGCACUUCCGUGAGUGUUCAAUAAAAGGAACCAAGUACCGUGAAGUUAAUGGCAAACUGUUACCAGAGGGAAUGACAGACGACUCACCAGAUGGCUCUGUGGCUCACCUGAUAGGCGAUGAAGUCCUAUUUCUCAAGGCAGUGUCGUUAUGCCACACUGUUCAGAUCAGCUACGACCAGCCGGACCUCCCGCUUGGAGCAUCAGACCCAUUCUCUCACGUUAAUGGGUUUUCUUCCAAUCACAUGGAGUACUAUGCUUCUUCACCAGAUGAGAAGGCUUUAGUAGAGGCAACAAAAAGGAUUGGAGUUGCCUUCACUGGAAGCAGGGGAGAGACCAUGGAAAUCAAUACAUUUGGCAAGUUGGAGAAGUAUAAACUACUUCAUCUGCUGGAGUUUGACGCCAACCGCAGGAGGAUGAGUGUCAUAUUACAGACUCCUUCAGGAGGAACAGUCCUCUUCACCAAGGGUGCCGAGUCAGCCAUCUUGCCUUUUGCCACUAGUGGGGAGAUUGAAAAAACAAGACUCCAUGUUGAUGAGUUUGCCCUGAAAGGUUUGCGGACCCUUGUGGUUGCAUGUCGACACUUCAGUCCAGAGGAGUACAUGGAUGUGGACAAGCGCCUGACAGCUGCUCGCACUGCACUGCAGCAGAGAGAGGAGAAGCUACAGGAGGCUUUCGACUUCAUCGAGAGAGACCUGCAGCUUCUGGGAGCCACAGCAGUGGAAGACAAGCUUCAAGACAAAGUCCAGGAGACGAUUGAGGCUUUGCGACUGGCAGGAAUCAAAGUUUGGGUGCUGACUGGGGAUAAACAUGAAACGGCGGUCAGCGUCAGCCUGUCUUGCGGCCACUUUCAUAGAACCAUGAACAUCUUGGAGCUUCUGCAACAACGCUCUGACAAUGAGUGUGCUGAGCAGCUCCGCAGACUGGCCAGAAGGAUCAAAGAGGACCACGUCAUUCAGCAUGGCUUGGUUGUAGAUGGGGCCAGUCUGUCUUUAGCUCUUAGGGAACAUGAGAAGCUGUUUAUGGAAGUGUGCAAGAACUGCUCCGCUGUGCUGUGCUGCCGUAUGGCCCCGUUGCAGAAAGCUAAGGUUGUGCGACUUUUGAAGACUUCCCCAGAAAAACCCAUCACUUUAGCAAUUGGGGAUGGGGCUAAUGAUGUCAGUAUGAUACAAGAAGCCCACGUCGGCAUAGGUAUCAUGGGAAAGGAAGGUCGUCAGGCCGUGAGAAACAGUGACUAUGCAAUUGCCAGGUUUAAGUUCCUGGCUAAACUACUGCUGGUCCACGGUCACUUCUACUACAUUCGAAUUGCUACCCUUGUACAGUACUUUUUCUAUAAGAAUGUUUGUUUUAUUACACCGCAGUUUUUAUACCAGUUCUUCUGUUUGUUUUCACAACAAACUCUGUAUGACAGUGUUUAUCUGACACUCUACAACAUCUGCUUCACCUCGCUGCCCAUCCUGGUGUACAGUCUGUUUGAACAGCUGGUCCACCCACACGUACUGCAGAGUAAACCCUGCCUGUACAGAGAUAUCCGCAAGAACUCCCUGCUGUCUUUCCGGACGUUCUUGUACUGGACUGUGCUGGGCUUCUGUCAUGCCUUCAUCUUCUUUUUUGGAUCCUACAUACUUAUGGGAGAAGACACAACUCUUAUGGGCAACGGGCAGAUCUUGCGAGCUAACAGGCAGCUGAUGUUUGGGAAUUGGACGUUUGGAACACUUGUUUUUACAGUGAUGGUGAUUACUGUCACAUUAAAGAUUGCAUUAGAGACUCAUUUUUGGACCUGGAUGCACCAUUUUGUGACCUGGGGCUCUAUUGCAUUCUAUUUCAUCUUCUCUUUAUUCUAUGGAGGCAUUAUCUGGCCGUUCCUGCACACCCAGGAUAUGUACUUUGUUUUUGUGCAGCUUCUAUCCAGCGGUUCAGCGUGGUUUGCCAUCAUCAUCAUCGUCAUCAUUUGCCUGUCUCCUGAUGUGUUUAAGAAGGUCCUCUACAGACAUCUGCAGCCCACCAGCACCCAGAAGAGCCAGCAGUCUCUAUCAGCCCCCCCAGCGCAGGCCCUCAGCUGUAUGGAGUCCCUGUGCUGCUACCAACAAGGGCAAAGUGGCUGUUCCCGCUUGGCCAGCCUCCUGGACCAAAUGACUGGACAUUGCAAAGCCGGCGCCAGCAAUUGCCACACAUCCAGCCGCUGCAACAGGUCUUGGAGCGACACAGAGACUUUCUACUCCAACGAUCGCAGCAUCCUGACGCUGUCGCCCAUCGAGGGCACCCGCUGCUGAACCCCACGGCCGCUGACUUUAACACAAAUGGGAAACAAGCAAGCCUCCACUCACCUUUGAGUUGCUAUUCCACCCCCUCCAUCACCAUUUUAUGAACCUGCUUUAGCCUCGACUUAAAGCAUCUUCAGCUGGAAAUAGUUGAGCGGAACAGGUUGAGUGAUGCAGGCUGCUUCAUUAAACAUCCUCACAAAAAGAGUGAAAAUGACACCUGAGCUGUGCUGCACAUCAAAGGGAAUGAAGGCAGACAGCCUGGCUCAGGCUCAACACCUCUGGAUCUGCAGCGUCAGUCCCUACACCAGCUGGAAAAUUCCUAAUUCCUGCCAAGUUCAGGGGUUUCAUCUGUCCUGGAGAAUAGAAAUGUAUCUAAAAUACAUAGAUUGUUCUUUUUUUUUUCUUGGAUCAGUUGCCAAACAUUUUUGCUGCAACUGGCAGGACGCAUAAUGAACUCUCAAGAGCAGGAGAAUGAAAAUCGAAGGGCCCGUGCUUGUUUUUGUUUAUUUCUAUAGAUGCAAAUAUAAUCUUCUGCUCAAAGCUCUGUAGCCCAACAUCCAGGGUUGCUCCUGUAGCACCGCAGUCAGAUCAUCCAGAUCAAACAUCUGGCAAGAAGCUAAGGUCUGAUCUCGGUUGUUUCCUUCAUGUUUGAACUUGUAGUGCUGGUGUCUCUACGCCCUCUGCUCCACUGCUGCACCCUCUUUCCUCAGAUCUGAGAGGUUAAAAAAAAAGCUGGAACCACCGUAGCAUCUUGGACCUCAUCUCCCUGAGCCUCAUCUGGCGCUUCACCUCCACUGUGUUACCAAAGACUAAAGGAUUCUUGUGCCUGAUUGUACAGACGCUUAUUUUGUUAAGAAGACUUGUUAGUUUGUGCUGCUUUCUUGUUGAUCUUCCACUUCUGAGGGAGGCCAGAUAUCUAAAAAGCCAUACGUUCUGCAGAUGUUGUUGAUGAAAUAGUAAAGGUACUGUAGAGCUGUUACACCUUUUUUUCCCCUUUGAAUGCCUUCUCUCCAUCAGCCUGAUGGUCAAAAACAUCUGAGCAUUAAAGACUGAGAGAACCUGGACUGUUUUAAGGCACAACAUGACUGGAACAUCCAUGCAAAUGUCUGGAAAACUCUCCUGGAGGGUUGGAUUGGGAAACGUUUGUGUCGGGGGCCAACUUUAAUGCAGAGAAGCGUUUUUGAAAUCCCGGCUGUUGCACGGUAGACAGCAGAAUGUCUCCAUAUUUACUAGAGAAAUAUAUAUAUAUAUAUAUAUAUAUAUAUACAUUUAGAAUACAGAAUUCACUUUUAGGGGAGAGGAACGGCAUUUCACGAAGCUCGCAUAUCAAAAGUUUCAUUUUUCUUCAUGUUUUUCGCCAAAAACCAAUCUCUGUUUGUCACCAUUGAAGUCAUUUCAUAGUUUUCCAUUGACGUUGUUUUUGCUGUGUGUGUGCUGACGUUUAUUGUUCCGUCGCUGUAGUGUAAGCUCCACAGGUCAGAUCUGUCUCAGGUCACACGUUUGUCAGGCGGUUUGAAACCCUCCUUUCCCUCCACACACACACACACACACACACACACACACCCACUCACCCACACUCGUCGCUGAAAGGCUGAAGACGUUCCCCGGCAGCUCCGAUUUAGUUUGUUGAUCUCAUUUUCAGAAGGGUCCAUGUUGAAUUCUGUACAUGUCAGUGCAGAUUGCUCACUGAAGAGUGUGUAUUUAUUCUUGUCAUUUGUUCACGUUGUUGUUUUCAUGCAUCGUAGUGUUUCUGCACAUGUUUUCGGCUGUUUUAACGAGCGAGUGAAAGCUUCCAGGUGCAGAAUAGAACCGCCACGCCGUUGCUCCUCCUUUUCUUUCAACCAGUUGACCUCACAGGUGUCAGAAGAAAACACCUGAUCUGUUCCUGACGUGUCUCAGUCGGAGCUUUGUCUGUGACGACAUUGAGACUGACUUUAGAGAUGGAUGCAAUCCAGCAGAUUGUUUUUUUGUUUUUGGUUUUUGGUCUGAUAAGAGGCGGGCCCUCAAAGUCGUUUGGCGUUCAGGAAGUGGCCGUAACCUCAAGAGUUGCAAAGCUAAAAAAAAACAAAACUUUCAACUUCAAAAAGGCGCAUGACAGAGGUGUUGUGUUCUCAGUUUAGUUCCUAAAACUCCUAAGUUGAAGAAUAUUUGACUGUUGUGGCCUUGCACAUGUCAAAGGAGGGUCUAAAAGCACUUGGUGACACGUCACAAAUGUUUUCUUUUGGUGGCUGCUUCUGUCUGUUUUCAGCCUUCUAGUCAAGAAUUCUGCUGCACUUCUCUUCAAGUUUUCUGUGCGUAUUUAUUUAGGCAGAAUAUUCUUCGUUUUCGGGAGGAUGUUGAUUUUCCAAACUCUUUGUGCAUCAAAAUCUAACACUUCCUGUCUUAGUGGUGAACCUGCUGUUGAAAUCUGCUUUUCAGUGUAAACGAUGCCCACAAGUGCCGUCAGGAACGUCAGAUCUGUCUGAUUAAACACAAGCGCAUCAGUAAUACGGGUAGUUUUCCCUCAUGGUGGUACAAGCUUAAUAACCUCUGGCUUUUGGGCCAUUUUAGGACGUGGUUGUUGUGGGUUUCUGCCUGAUGAUUCAAGCCGAUGAGCACGAGUCCCUCCUGGCCAGAGGCAAACGAGAGGAACGUGUGGAAAUGUGCGGAUCUGAUGCCCUCUUGUGUUCAGUGGGUCUGAAUAAUUGGUAGCUUCAUCAGAAGUACACUUUCAAUCGAUUGAAGCAGUUCUUCUAAAUACGAGCGGAAGUGACGGAUGACAUGGAAAAGGGCUUGAUUCCAUCUCCGGCGUCAUUCCAGCGCCGUUCAUUAGGUUUGAAUGGAAGCCCUCUGGGAUGUUCCACAAGCAGGAGAUUACUCAAGCAUGUCAUUUGGAAUGGUGGUUUAAUAUUUUAUCGCCCUUCAACCUCUGAUUAUUGCCAUGUCAUUCAUCAGAGGCACCGUCCAAAUUCAAUUGGAUACCCUAUUGAAAGAAAUCCUAGUCACAUCUGUUUGAAUGCGUCCUCGUCUUCCGCUCUGGGGUUAUCUGCUCAUUUGGAGGCUCACGCUGCCACAGAAACGGCCACUCGUGUAUUGUGUCCUCCUCUGCAGGCUGAAGCCCCGCCCCCCAAUGCAUGAAACUGUGGUUACUGUAAGGUGAUACGUGUCUGACUGAUGUCCCAUCAGUGCAGAAAUGCAUUUAAAGGCUGUAAUCCAAUGACGGUUUCCUUGAUCCGAUCAGUUCAAAAGUGAGGCUCUUAAUUAAAAUGUCAACCCAUCGGUUUAGUGCAGCAGGCGUUUCUUCCCAAAGCAGCAGCAGCAGCAGCAGCAGCAGCAGCAGUGGGUCACACCAGCCUUUUUUUUUGAAGCAAUCUCCCUCCGUCUUCACAUCAAUAAAUCCCGCCGCCGCACCAGACAUUGAUAUUGAUCAUCACUCCUCUGAUGACGCUUUCUCAUGCUGUCUGUUCUGCUCCUCCUGUCUGUAAAUCUGUCUUAUAGCUAAAGAUUUAUUUACUAAAUAAAAACAUUUUUACACA
This is a messenger RNA of Oryzias latipes (Japanese medaka), 7368 nucleotides long. RefSeq names its product ATPase phospholipid transporting 11B (gene atp11b). Lineage: Eukaryota; Metazoa; Chordata; Actinopteri; Beloniformes; Adrianichthyidae. The record is from RefSeq and is a predicted model, not a curated record. Gene Ontology annotation, biological process: phospholipid translocation. Gene Ontology annotation, cellular component: plasma membrane; endoplasmic reticulum; recycling endosome. Gene Ontology annotation, molecular function: ATPase-coupled intramembrane lipid carrier activity; ATP hydrolysis activity; magnesium ion binding.